GAGGCGUGUAUCCGCAAUCCCUUGCUCAUUCGAUCCAUCAACACAGGCAUUCCAAGCAGAGGCGCUAGUAGAGCUCGUCGAUCGGCAAGCAAGCGGCGAGGCGGAGGACUUCGGUUUCGUGCGGCGGCGGCAGCGAGGAGAUGGCUUACGUGCCGGUGUGCGUGCAGUGCGGGACGCACAGCAACCCGUGCAGGUGCAAGGUGCUCGGCCCGACGCUGGGUUUCGUGGCGUUCGUGGUGGCCGGCGUCGUGGAGUGGCCGCUCGGCGCGUUCGUGUACCUGUUCCGCCACCGCAAGGGUCGCCGCAUCAUGGGGCACCCGGCCAACGUCGUCUACCCGCGGAUCACCAGCGCGAUCCCCAUCUAAUCGACCCGGCGUCCGCUGAAAAGGUGGGAAAAAAAAUACUUGACCGGCGCGAUCAAUAUAUAGGCGGCCGGUGGGAAUGUGCCGUAAUUAAAUGUGUGUUUAUGUUUUAUAAACGCUUUCGACAUGUUCAAUAAAAACCCUGGUUCAUGCUGUAACUUCUAAGCAUCGACGUGGAUGUAUGUAUAUGUACGUAAUAUUUCUCAUCAAUGUAAAUGGUUAUUCCAGCAUGGCUACUCA
Messenger RNA from Oryza sativa Japonica Group (Japanese rice), 602 nucleotides. RefSeq lists its product as uncharacterized. The record is from RefSeq and is a predicted model, not a curated record. NCBI's taxonomy places the organism in Eukaryota, Viridiplantae, Streptophyta, Magnoliopsida, Poales, Poaceae.